This is a messenger RNA of Neocloeon triangulifer, 973 nucleotides long. RefSeq names its product zinc metalloproteinase nas-4-like. Lineage: Eukaryota; Metazoa; Arthropoda; Insecta; Ephemeroptera; Baetidae. The transcript is spliced from 6 exons. The coding region runs from base 24 to 887 and encodes 287 amino acids. The record is from RefSeq and is a predicted model, not a curated record. Gene Ontology annotation, biological process: proteolysis. Gene Ontology annotation, molecular function: metalloendopeptidase activity; zinc ion binding.
UAUAUGAAAUAAUUAAUUGAGAGAUGAAUAAGCUGUACGUAUAUUUGUGCGUGGCCUUGUUGCCCGCAAUUUUGGCAAACCCUUUGGAGCAGAUUAAUUAUGACAAUGUGCAACCUGAGAAGCCAAGUGACGAAGAACAUAAUGCAGAAGUCAGGAAAAUUAGGAUGCUGAGCAUUGGAAAACCCGAUGUCAAUGUUGGGGCGUUGGUUGACAAUUGGAAACCUGAUUCCGGAGUCAAGCCUGAGGAGCUCGGUUCAUACCUGGAAGGUGACAUUCUGACCGUGCCUAAUUCCCAGGGCAGGAACGGAAUCAUCAGCACCAGCUACAGGUGGCCAAAUGCGGUCGUUUACUACAAAAUCCAGGGCGCUUUCAACUCGUAUCAACUCAAUUUGAUCUACCAAGCAAUGAAUGCGUUCCAAAGCAACACUUGCAUCAGGUUCAGACCAUUCACAGGAACCUCAGGCGACCAUAUCAUCAUCAAAAGUGACAAUACAGGGUGCUGGUCUGCCGUCGGUAGAAUCGGUGGCGCUCAGAACCUCAAUUUGCAGGCUCCGGGCUGCGUGAAUGUGGUUGGAACGCCUAUCCACGAGUUAAUGCACGCUGUUGGCUUUUUCCAUGAGCAGUCGCGCUUGGACAGGGACAGUUAUGUUAAUGUCUUGUGGCAGAAUAUCCAAUCAGGCCAAGAGCAUAACUUCAAUAAAAUGACCUCUACACCCUUCGGAGUGAGUUACGACUACGGAAGUGUGAUGCACUACUCCCUAAAGGCCUUCUCACGUAACGGACAACCAACACUCCAAGCAAGGCAAUCUACCAGCGCCACCAUUGGUCAAACUGCCGGACUCAGCGCGUCGGACAUCAGGAAGCUCAAGGCCAUGUACAAUUGCUAGGUCGCUGAAGGUGGAAUUUGUUUUGACUUUUUUUUCUCUUUUUCUCUCUUCAAUUUAAUAAAUCUAAUAUAUACAGUUUUAACAUC